Molecule: messenger RNA, 2409 nt
Organism: Cladocopium goreaui
Lineage: Eukaryota; Dinophyceae; Suessiales; Symbiodiniaceae
Source: the annotation of a GenBank genome assembly
AUGGCGUCCGCAGUAAUCGUGAAAACCCGUCCCUCCGUAAGCGUGGCAUCUGUCCGCCAUGCGACGGCCUGCGGAAGGAUUUGCGAGGGACGGCAGCCUUUUGUGUCCCGGGAGUGGCUGGAGCGCUGUGCCUUUUUUUUCGCUUGUGGAGUUGUGGGGCAGAGGUGGUACCUGGGCCGCGGGCGCUUUCUCCGCGGGAGAAUUCUCCGGUCUUCGGAGGUGGAGGAGUCGGGAGAUGCGCUGAUCCCGCCCAUGCCCAUUGGAAGGCUGGUGAGCAAAGGCAGCAUGACCAGCCUUGAGUAUGAUCCCUUCGAUGCUCCAGAGUUCAUUCAAGAUGAGAUGGGUGGAGGCAUCUUCAGUUGGAUGCCGGUGACGGCCGAGGGCAGCUUGCUGCCGGACAACGAGAGCUACGCGGAACAGGCCUUUGAGGUGCCAGUGGAUCGCUUGGAAUACCUCCAAGGCUCAGGCUUUCUGGAGGCCAAAGCCAGCGAGGAUUUCCGUGCCUACUUCGUGGGAGAGCCCCAACUCCAUGUCCCGCCUGCCAUGCUCUGUGCCUCGGCCAUCACCGGCGUUUCCGCAAGCGCCGUGCCGCCGGUGCGUCCUGCGGUGCGAAGGGUUGGUAGCGCCGUGUCGCCGCGGCUGGGAGGGGCGCUGGGAGUUACCUCGCUCCUGGUGUGGCGAGGUCGAAGCGUCUUCCGCAGGGCCGUGGCACAGCGAAGUUUGAGCGAGGUGACUUGGGAGGAGUUGAGCCUCGUGGCCUCGAAGUCCUCGCGUUCUCCGCGGCUUUUCGAGUCGCGCCAGCGGCUGCACGGCGCCGAGAGACCGGAGCUGAAGUUCUGGCACGACGCGGCGGGGUGGUGCCCGCAUUGCAUGGUAUCUUGGGUUGUCUUGGAAGAGAUGCGCAUUCCCUAUGUCAUGGACACCACUUCACUGCGUGCCUACCUAAAGCCUGGAGAGAAAAAACGGCAGCGCAUGGUACCUGUGAUCCAACUCAUUGAUCCUCAGGUCACGCACAAGCCAUGGCGAUUUCAAGAUGCCAUGCAGGGGGUCGGACGAGGGGAGCAAGUCUGCAAAAUGCUGGCGUCCCGUUUUGCCUCGCAUCAGUUCAGUCGCGCGCCGUCUUCGGAGGAAUGGCAGCUCUUCCAUCAGCUGCAAGGGGCGCAUUCGGCCUACAAACGUCUGCCAGGUGGCAGGCCGACCUGGGGUGUCUCGCCCGGCGGAGCGCUGGAGGAGGACAGGCUCAUUAGCGCGCUUGACCACUUGGAAGCGGCCCUGGCUAGCAGUAAGACUGACAGUUUCUUGAACGGAACAACGCCCCACAUGAUUGACCUUAUGUUGCUGCCGAUGCUGGAAAGAGUGGAGGCCCUGUUGUUCCAUCCACUCCUCUCGAAGCUUCCUCAGCUCUCGGAGGGAUGGUCAGGCUGUUGGAAGAUGUUGGAAGAAGGCCGACGCCCAGGUGUCUGUUCCUUCGGGGAACUCUGCAGCGAUGCAGAGACACUUCUAGCCAUCUCGCUACGUGAAGAUCCAGGACGCACGAACUACAGAUCUCUCGAGGGGACCAUCCUGGAACCACAGCAGUCCUUGAUGGAAGCAGCUGAGGUGGCGUCCGCCCAGCCGCCCGACGCCUGCCGUGAAGCCGCCGCGAAGCUGGCGGGCAACGCAAAGGGCGUGGCCGGCUUCGCGUGCGCCGGGCGCGGCUGUGGGAGAAGAAGAGAUGAGGUGCCGAAGGUGAAGAAACAGGAUUUGGCUGAAGUGGACUUGGCUUUGCGAUGCGUGGUGUCAUCCAUGCUGAGGCCAGAUAGCCCAGCAGAACUGGAAGCUUCUGCGCGCCGUAGCGCGCGAGGCUUGGAGAGCGAAGGAGCUGCGGCCACGGUCGUUCCAGCUCUGCGCUUCCUCUCGCAGAACAUCGCCGCCCCCCGCGACCUGGGCCGAAGCGCCGCAGCAGCGCUGCGUGCGUUUCUGCGGCUGCAGCUGGCGGCGCUGGAGCAGCGGCCGCCGGCGCGAGGUUUGGGUGGUCUUGGCUGGGACAUGUGUGAUUCGGCCGGGGUGGUUCAUCAACCUGGCGAAGAAGUUACCUCGUAUCGCUCGACCGAUCGCAAGAUCCCGGCCUUCAGGUCCGGCAGUAAAGAAAGCCUCGACGAGAAGCUUUGGCAAAAUGCGAAGAAAAAGUUGGCUUAUCCCAGGGAUUGCACCACGGUGCCAGGUUCGCGAACUGGACGGCCGGAAGUGGCAACGUGUGAUGUUGAAAGGAAGGAGGCGCAGCAGCGAGUGAACUCACAGCGGGAGUCGGUGCAAGAGGGCGCCUUGCGUUUGAUGGAAGGCGUAUUACGCCAGCGUCCGUGGGAUGAAGCUGUGAAGGAACUGCCGCGGCCAGAGGACUUUGAGGAGCCUUUGGCUCGACUCACGUGA